This is a messenger RNA of Dovyalis caffra, 270 nucleotides long. NCBI's taxonomy places the organism in Eukaryota, Viridiplantae, Streptophyta, Magnoliopsida, Malpighiales, Salicaceae. The record is from the annotation of a GenBank genome assembly.
GUUCGAAUCGAUGAUGUUGAUCUCAUUAAUUUGAUCGUUCCAUGUUUGGGCCAAUAUGAUCGUUCAAAAACCGGUUUCGCUUGCAACGUCGCGAAGCUAUUCACGACGGAUGCCACCCCUAGUGCCGGCAAGAGCUAUGCCACUCGUCCCGAGCCGGCCUUUCGGAGUCGUCUCAUAGGAUGUGCGGCCAAUAUGACUAUUCGAAAACUAGUUUUUGCCUUUGAUGUCAUAGAGCUAUCCACGACGGAUGCCAUCCCGAGUGCUUGGUGA